GUUUUCUGUGUAGUUGUGGCAAUAAACAUACGUACAUGAACGUACAUGUUCUGUUGAGAACAUUCUUAUUUGGUUUUGAAUGAGCAGUAGGCGAACGGUAUUUACACUCAUUGAAUGAGUAUCUACCGUUAAUGCAAAGAACGCAGAGUUGAAACUGAAAACUUUCAAAAAUUAGUUGAAAUCAAAUUUGCAAUUUGUGUAAAAGCAAGAAAUUGGACAAACAAUGAACACUAUACACGAAGUGCCAAUCGGUGAUCUCAAUGGCAACGAAGCCACGACUAUUGCGAGUGUAGUGUCUACCACGAGUCUCUCUAAUGCCAGCAGUAUUUCCAGCACCAGCAACAGCACCAAAGUCACCAUCAACUCCAGCAGUGAUACGUCGGUGCCGCAGACAGCGAAGUCACAGGACGACUCAACCACAACAACGACAACAACAGCAACAACAAACGGUGAGUCCAAAAACGCAGCGGAUAAGAGCAACCAAAACGAAGCUGACGCUCCAGCAACCAGUAUAAGCAAUAAGGAUGCAACAACUUCCACCACAACAACGGCAAUCGUCAAUGGUAACACGAAGAGUUUACGCAACGAUCUCAGUGAGGAUCUGAAAAUAAUCGGCCAUUUGAAGAAUAUCGAGAAGAUCAAUGAGAAGCGACGACUCUUUCUCAACAACACCAUCAGCGAGUACACGAUCGAUGAGAAGACCGAAACGGAAACCAAGACACAGACGAUUAAUGGCGCCGAAACGGUACUUAGCGAGACGCGUAUACACACACGCGAAGAGCAACAAAAUGUUGGUGGCCACAAAUUGGGCAGCAGCAGUGCAACCGAACUCAAUGGUCAUACAAAGGCGACAGCCGCAAACUUUUCAGCUACGAAAUAUGCAACACUACCGCGUUCGCCCGGUACGCCACCACCCAAGCCGCCUAUGUUGAGUCGUACACGUAGCAUUGGUAUUGGUGAUCAGCGCUCGUACUCCGCCACCUCGGUGCCAACCACGCCAACCAAAGCAGUAGCCACAACAACCCCAGCAGCAAUAGCAGUGCCGCCAACAAAUGCAAGCGCAGCGCUUGCACCGAUUGCUACACCCACACCAACAACAAUUUCAUCACCCACAUCACCUUUGGCAGCCGCGGCUGCCUUGAGCCCGCAAAGCUCGCCAACUAAGAAAGCCACAACUUUGAUAACGAGCGCUGUCUUGCCGGAACCGAUCAAAGUGGCCACUGUACAGCUGCGUGAGGAGCCGGUUCCGACUAUGCGUCGUGUGAUGGAACGACCGGUCUCACUGUCACCGGAGGCGCCCAAGCAGAUUUCAAUAAAUCACUAUGAACGUCUGAUUGAGGAACUCAAGUGCCCUGGUUGUGCCUAUCCGAUGAAGUCACCGAUUUUGUUAUGCAAGACGGGUCACAGUAUCUGCCAGCAAUGCACUCGCGUGCUCUUACUCUGUCCGCUGUGUAAGGAGCCCUUCACCACUAUACGCUCUCUCACUGUCGAAGCGCUGUGCUCCAAGGCGCAUUUCCGUUGCUCGAAUGCCUCGGGUGGCUGUACAGUGCGCCUGCAAAUCGAUCUGCUGAGCUGGCACGAGAAGCAAUGCAUCUACAAGCCGAUGAAAUGCUUUAUGGGACGUGUGUGGGGCGAUUGCGAAUGGGCGGGUCGCGAAGCACACUGGAAGGACCAUCUGGAGAAGGAUCAUGCCGAUAAGGUGUUCACCACAGAAACGACCGAUAUGAUUUGGAAUAUGGGCGUGAAGCAGAAACCGCUUACCGGUUACUAUGUUUUUAUUGUGUUCGAUGAGAUGUUUAAUUUCUAUGAAGUGCACGAUAAGGAGCGCAUACUAUUCACCAUGGCCUGCACAUCGACUGUGAAGGAGAAGAAACAUAAUUACGCCUUCGAGGUGACAAUUGUACAUCAGGAGAAUGAAGCCAUAGCCAUAACGCAGAAGUAUCCGGUGCAUAGUGAGUACGAUAAGGACAUAUUGGCGGAGGGCACUUGCAUUAGCAUGUCACUAACGGAUCUGGCGAAAUUCAUCGAUGAAGAUCGGUUACUGCAUUACCGCGUUCGCAUUGUGGAGAUAAAGACACCACGUAAAGUGCGAAAUUCGCUGCGCAACAGUCCCCAUACCGGCAUACAUCCGACCGAUUUCCAGCAGACACAAAUCGAGGGUGUUAAUCUGAAGGGUGUGCCAGCGGAGGUGAUUGUUACACGUAAAUUGGAUGACAUACCAUUUGCGGAUAACGGUACUGCCGACACACCGCACAGCGGUGGUGCACACUCGGCUGAAGGCGUGAGUGAAACUGAAGGUGAGCGGGUAAAAGUUAAAAGCAUUUACAAAGGAAAAUUUUCCAGUAAUGAAAGCGGCUCCGAAAGCGAUCCGGAAUUCGAAGCUUUUAUAGCGAAGAAAUGGGGCACACCACAAUUACAUUUUAAUAGAAAAUUUUUGAAAAACAAUUCCAAUGAGAGUAAUUCAACUGAUGAGGCCAGCAGUUUGCAGAGACUUGAUCGCAGAUUCGUGCCGGAUGAUAAAAUUUCAGUGACCAGUACCAGUACGAGCUACAAGAAGCGUGUAACGAACUCGCUGCGUAAAAGUUUCCGUGGCUUUAAGACUCCACAGAUAUUUAAUAAGAAGACGGCUACCGAUCUAAAAGACAGCAAAAUUUUUACAUAUAUGCGUAGAUGUGUUACAAAACUCAAGGAUUUGUAUUGAUGCCAAUAAUGGAUUUUGGUUUUUGUGGUUGUUUCUUAAGCACUAAUGUACAUAUGUGUACAAUAAGAAAUUACAGCAAAAAUCAGUAUCCACACAUCUUAUGAGUACGUAUUAGUUCCAAAUUUAAUAAUACAUAUUUAUGUAUGUAUCUAUGUGUGUAUUUAAUACAAUAAAUAUUAAAAAACAAA
Bactrocera neohumeralis is the source of this 2889-nucleotide messenger RNA. RefSeq lists its product as uncharacterized. Gene Ontology annotation, cellular component: cytoplasm. NCBI's taxonomy places the organism in Eukaryota, Metazoa, Arthropoda, Insecta, Diptera, Tephritidae. Gene Ontology annotation, biological process: multicellular organism development; proteasome-mediated ubiquitin-dependent protein catabolic process. The transcript has 5 exons. The record is from RefSeq and is a predicted model, not a curated record. Gene Ontology annotation, molecular function: zinc ion binding; ubiquitin protein ligase activity; ubiquitin conjugating enzyme binding. Bases 224 to 2701 code for a protein of 825 amino acids.